Molecule: messenger RNA, 1353 nt
Organism: Varanus komodoensis (Komodo dragon)
Lineage: Eukaryota; Metazoa; Chordata; Lepidosauria; Squamata; Varanidae
Product: vomeronasal type-2 receptor 26-like
Exons: 4
Coding region: 1-1248 (415 amino acids)
Biological process (GO): G protein-coupled receptor signaling pathway
Cellular component (GO): membrane
Molecular function (GO): G protein-coupled receptor activity
Source: RefSeq, a predicted model, not a curated record
AUGGAGAUGGAGGCUGAAAUUGAGUCAAAGGAAGAACAAUUACACCUGCGACUGAUCAGUGAACUGAAUGGUGUUGGAGCUGCAUCGUCAUACCAACAGCAGAUUGAUGCACUGUAUAUACCAACUGUUGUGUCUAAGGCUUAUCAGCGCACCGUGGCUUUGGCCUUUGCAGUGAAGGAAAUCAAUGCAAACCCUCAGCUCUUGCCCAAUCUCACCUUGGGCUUCCACAUCUAUGACAGCUACGACAAUGCAGUGAUGACCUAUCAUGCCACAAUGCUACUUACAUCAGCAACAGAGAGACUGAUCCCCAACUAUGCAUGUGACAUCAAGUACAACCUGAUAUCUGUGAUUGGGGGACUGGAUUCCCAUAUUUCCAUAAAUAUAGCAAAUAUCUUGGAUAUCUAUAAGAUUCCACAGACCACCACCUUCCUGUCUUAUGAAGAAGCUUUAGGGUUCAUAUUAGCCUUCCUUGCUCUUGCCUUUUCUUUCAUCACAGCUCUGGUGCUGGCUGUGUUUGUGAAGAACCACAGGACUCCCAUAGUCAAAGCCAACAACCAGAAACUCACCUACACUCUCCUCAUAUCCCUGCUGCUCUGUUUCCUUUGCACACUGCUGUUCAUUGGCCGUCCUGAGAAGGCGACUUGUCUCCUGCGCCAAACCACUUUUGGCAUCAUCUUCUCCCUGGCAGUUUCUUGUGUGCUGGCAAAAACCAUCACCGUGGUGCUGGCUUUCGUGGCCACUGAGCCCGGAUCAAGGAUGCGGAAGUGGGUUGGGAAGGGACUAGCCAACACCAUCAUUCUUCCUUGUUCUCUAGUCCAAGCAGGUAUUUGCACGGUGUGGCUGGCAAGCUUUCCACCAUACCCAGGUGUUGACAUGUACUCAGUGACUGGAGAAAUUGUACUGGAAUGUAAUGAGGGGUCUAUGAGAAUGUUUUACGCAGUACUGGGCUAUAUGGGUUUCCUGGCCAUUGUGAGCUUCGUAGCGGCUUUUCUUGCCCGGAAGUUGCCAGACAGCUUCAAUGAAGCCAAGUUCAUCACUUUCAGCAUGCUGGUCUUCUGCAGUGUUUGGCUCUCCUUUGUUCCAGCCUACUUGAGUUCCAAGAGAAAGUACAUGGUGGCUGUGGAGAUCUUCUCUAUCUUGGCCUCUAGCGCUGGCUUACUGGGUUGUAUCUUUUUCCCAAAAUGUUACAUUAAGGUGCUAAGACCCCAUUUGAACAACAGAGACCAUCUCUUAAGAAGAAAAUACUGAAAAUCCUGUCUUUGUUGUUCUUUUUUAUAUGAGAGAAACGAAAAGAAGGAAACAGCAGCUACAUCUCACAUAAUUGGUACCAGCUUUUUAUUUGUUCCUCCUCUG